Messenger RNA from Penicillium cataractarum, 1674 nucleotides. Its product is annotated as splicing factor cactin. Lineage: Eukaryota; Fungi; Ascomycota; Eurotiomycetes; Eurotiales; Aspergillaceae. The record is from RefSeq and is a predicted model, not a curated record. The transcript has 5 exons. Gene Ontology annotation, biological process: mRNA cis splicing, via spliceosome. Gene Ontology annotation, cellular component: cytoplasm; spliceosomal complex. The coding region runs from base 1 to 1674 and encodes 557 amino acids. Gene Ontology annotation, molecular function: protein binding.
AUGUCCUCGCGAAUCCCGGACCGCUCAGGUCCGCGGCGCAACCGGUCGCGAUCCCCGUCGUCCUGGCGUCAACCCCAGAAUCGCCCCCGCAAUGAACGAGACUAUCGCGACCGACAAGAUUCAAAUCGGAGGUGGGAUAAUGGAAAUUCGCGCGGCCCGGGUCCAUCGCGGGAUAUGCGUGACCAAGUUCGCCUCAACCAGCUUCAAGAGGACGAACAAGCUCGUGAGUGGGUCGCGCAGGAGGACAUCUUUGUGCUUAAGCAGGCCAAGAAAAAGGCAGAGAUUCGAGUCAAGGAAGGGCGCGCAAAGCCUAUCGACUGGCUGACGGUCACACUGCGUGUUAUUGAUCCCACCCGCGACCCCUUGGACGAUGAGAUUGCGGAUUCCGAGCUCGAUGUGGUGGACCCUGAUGGUGUCUUCGAGGGACUGUCGCAGUCACAGUUGGAAGAUUUGGAGCAUGAUAUUGAUACCUUCCUGAAGUUGGAGUCAAACCCGCAGAACCGGGACUUUUGGCAGACAAUGAAGAUCAUCUGCCGUGAUCGCCAGAAGACCUCUGCACCUCAAGGACGAGCUCUCAGCUCAGUGGCCGCCGAUAUCAACCGACUACUUAGCCCGAAAACUUACGAACAACUUCAAACGCUAGAGGUCCAAGUCAAGAGGAAAUUGAAUUCCAACGAACCCAUCGAUACAGACUACUGGGAAGAGCUUCUACGCAGCUUGACAGUGUGGAAGGCCCGGGCAAGACUGCGAAAUGUAUAUCAAGAUGUGAUUGACGAACGCGUUCGCGAUCUAAGGAAACAACAGAAAGCGGAGGCGGAAUCUAUCCGGGAGAAGCUUGCUCCUCUUGCACCCAUUGUGUCUGGAGGCGACCAGUCCCAAGCAUCGGUGGAUUCUGCCGAAUUCAAGGGCUUGGAUCCCGAUCCGUUACUGCAUGUGCGCCAGGAAGACAAAGGUCUGGAGAUUAUGGACGAGGCCGUAUUUCUUCGUCAAGUGGCUCGAGAGCGUCAAAAGAUUCUUCGCAUGGGAUAUGUUCCUCUUCGACAACGAGGUGCCGAGAGGCCCAGUGCGGUUACCACUAGUGCGGUGUCCACUAGCACGGCCACAUCAGGGGUGCCCGGUCGGUUCUCUGCGAUCCCCAAUGACGAUUUCUCGCAAGCUACCAAGGCCUUGUACGAAAGAGAGCUGGCCAAGGGUAUUAGUGAGAAUGAGGAGAUCUUUACUAGCGAAGAGGCAGUGACUACUGCUUCCCAAUCACAAUGGGCGGGCAAGCACCGACCCCGAAAGCCCCGAUACUUCAACCGUGUUCAAAUGGGCUACGAGUGGAACAAGUACAAUCAGACCCAUUAUGACCAUGACAACCCGCCACCAAAGGUUGUGCAGGGCUACAAGUUCAACAUCUUCUACCCGGACCUUAUUGAUAAAACCAAGGCCCCGACGUAUCGCAUUGAGCGAGAGGAUGGUCGGAAGCGAGGACAGUCUAAUGCAGAAGCCGGAGAAGAGGAUACUUGCUUGAUUCGAUUUGUGGCUGGAGCCCCUUACGAAGAUAUCGCCUUCCGCAUUGUCGACAAGGAAUGGGACUAUAGUGCGAAGCGCGAACGAGGGUUCAAGAGCACCUUUGACAAGGGUAUUCUCCAACUCCACUUCCAGUUCAAGAGGAUCUAUUACCGGAAGUAG